GCGGAUGAAUAACGAAGUAGAGUCAUUGAGCCACUUCUGCCACAUAAGAAAAGAACACCAUGUCCUCUGUUCUACUCCGACAAGGAUCGGCUUCGAGCGGCGCAAGUUCUAGCACCGGUGGACGCUUUCGGACUCGCAUCGCUGUGGACGCAGAUCAUGGCACUAGUCAAUAUGGCUUUGCGCCCGGAGACCCAAGCGGCGGUGCAGAAGACAACUACAAGCACGAAAGGAGAGAUGAAUCGAUUUUUCACUACGUCGUUAACUUUACUGGUGUUGUAAAGACUGAUCUCUUUUUUGGACCUGGACGUGGAGGGAGUCAUGAGGAGGGAGAGGAACGGGCUCCAGGGAAAGAUGCCGAGCUUGAUUCAAGAAGCGCUUCAGAUAUAGAGAGAACAACAACGCAAGGACGAGGGAGAGCAGGGCGCGCUGACGACCAAGACCGGCACAACAGGAACAACUACAGCAAUCCUGGUAGGAACAACAAAGGAGCACAAGACUAUACCAGUGCUAGCAGAGGGAACCGCGAUCUUCUUCAGGAAAUGAAGAGCAAGAAUGCUUCGAAGCACGAUCCUUGGUUAUUCACUAUCAAAUUGAACAUCUUGGCUCAACAUCCAAACCAAACCAAGAACGAACAAAGCGUAGUGAAAAUUGAAGCUGUACGACUAGAGAAGGACACGGAUACGAAAACGAAAGAAGUCGCACUUCUAUCUUUUGCCGAAGAACAACCUCCAUCUUCACGAGGACCCCUGAUUUUGCGAGCAGCCUUACCUUGGUCAAGAAUUUGUACCAAAUUUGGAUUAUCGAGUAUGUCCAAGAGCCCCAGCGAUUUCGUACAGCAGGAUUUAGAUGGCAUUUUACAGCGUCUUGUGGAUACUGCACGUAUUGUCAGAAAAAACAAACUACGUACAACUGUGGCCACUUUAAGCAAACAACAAACGGCCACCACCUCGAAAUCCAGUACUAGUACAGGCCUACAACCAGCAGGAGAAGCUGUCCUUGAAUCGGUGGAUGGCCACCAGCAAGUAGCGUCUUCAACAUCGCCCACACUCGACACUACAACGGCGCGCGUAAAUAACUACAUCGCGCUUUCACAUGCUGCACGAUCCAAGAAGUCCCAAAGCAGAGGCUUCAGCACCAGCACCGCUGGUUCCUCAGGUGUGGGAAAGGCCGCAAGGAGCCAGCAUCUUCAAAAUCUUGAGAGUGCGAAGAACAGCGCUGUUGGCGAGCAGGUGGCCGCAGGUAUGAGUACAAAUUUGGGUGGUGGAGGAGACCACCAGAGUGACGAACUUACGGCUGCAGGAAUUUCGUCUUUUAGCGGAAACGAUUUUUGGAGAUUGAAAUUUUUCGCAAAGAAACCAAAGAACACUGUUGAAACGUCCGCCGCGGGUCAAGAUCAUCUCACGAGCGACGACACUGACACGGAGAAUAGACCACUUAAGGCUGCCUGGCUUGUAGAUCAGUAGACUCGACCGCUUGAUUGAUCAUCAGCAAGACAAGAUGAGUACUUACUUUUUAUGUUGGUUGUACGACCCCUACGACCUACGUAGUACACCUAUCCAGACAUCAACUCAUGUCUUCACAUCUCUAAGGAACCCAAGCAGCCUUGGCACAAGCGUGUGCCUUACAGAAAUUGCGGUUGGAUGCUACCUCAGCGAGAACGUAUGCGCAGAGAGAACAGGUUUAGAUGGCUCGAAGAUAAUCGCCUGGAAGCGGCUGAGCUGAAGUGUGAGGAACGUAAGAAACGUGACAUUGCAUUUGCAAAGAAACUUCGUCGAAGUUCGACAGGAGGAAGUAAAAAAAAUACUAGAGCGGAAUAGGAGUUGCUGGUAGUAAGUUGCAGUAGAUGAACAUGAUGUGCGCAUCAAGUAUGAUGUGAUUGUGAAGGAAAGGUUGCACGAAGAGCAGUCUUUCAAUGACGACGCUUGUAAUUGUUUCAUGCAAACCAGAAGGACUGAAAUGCCUACAACAGUUCGUUCCUGCACCACGAAAAAAAGAGUAAAGG
Amoebophrya sp. A25 is the source of this 2002-nucleotide messenger RNA. The record is from the annotation of a GenBank genome assembly. Lineage: Eukaryota; Dinophyceae; Syndiniales; Amoebophryaceae.